CCUUUCUCAGAAGAGGAUUGUGCCAUUCACUGCACCAGAACACUCUCAUGCAGAGCUUUUAACUACAAUCUCCAAAGCAAGCAGUGCCAGAUGUUAGAUUGGACCAGUCAGGAAACAGGCACAGAAAGGCAGCGGCACAAUCAUGUCGACCUAUAUGAGAAGAAAGACUAUAUGCGCGAAUGCAUUGUGAACAAGGGAGUCACGUACAGGGGAUAUAGGUACACAACCAAAAGUGGGAAGAUGUGCCAGCAUUGGAGCUCUAAUGUGCCUCACGAACACAGGAACUCACCUAGUCAAUUCCCAAGGAAAGGGCUGGAUUUGAAUUACUGUCGCAACCCUGAUGAUGAUGAGAACGGCCCCUGGUGUUAUACUACGGACUGGCACACUCGGCUGGAGGACUGUGGCAUCAAGAGAUGUGAUGAAAAGGAUUGUUUGAUGUGCAAUGGUGAAGAUUACUCUGGUUUCGUGGACCACACAGAGAGUGGGAGAGAAUGUCAACGCUGGGAUCUCAGUUAUCCUCAUGGACAUAACUACCAACCAGAGAAGUACCCUGAGAAGAAUUUGGACAAUAAUUACUGCCGCAAUCCUGAUGGGUCACGCCGUCCCUGGUGUUAUACCACUGACCCUGCAGUCGAGCGUGAAUAUUGCAACAUACGGAAAUGUGAUGGGGAGCACAGGCUGAAUGACGUGGAAAUCACCAAAACAUGUUUCAAACAUAAUGGAGUAGGAUACAGGGGAACCAUAAACCAAACAUCAGCCAGAACUCCCUGUCAACGUUGGGACAAGCAAUUCCCUCAUAAACAUGAAUUUACACCAGAAAACUACUCAUGCAAGGGGUUGGAGGAGAAUUACUGCCGAAAUCCAGAUGGUUCCGAAGCCCCAUGGUGUUUCACGAAAGAUCGCGGGGUCCGGACUGCCUUCUGUUUCCAACUUGAACGCUGCAAUGAUGACAUUGAACCUGAAGAUUGUUACAUUGGAAAUGGGACAACGUACCGAGGAUUUGUUAGUAAAACCAGGAAGGGAAUCCCUUGCCAAAUGUGGAACACAAAUAGUCCUCACAGACCACGAGUGACUCCUCAGACUCACCCUAAUGCUGGUCUUCUAAAAAACUAUUGUCGAAACCCUGAUGGCGACAGUCAUGGGCCCUGGUGUUACACCAGUGAUCCCAAAGUGCAGUGGGAUUAUUGUGCCAUUCGUACUUGCAACGGACAUGCCAAAUCAACAAACAAGGAGGAUCCAGCCUCAGUCGAGUUUGAGUCAUGCGGUAGGCGGGAAGACCGGCCAGUGGAAAACAAAAAGAGUCGUAUAUUAAGAGGCACACCUGGUAACUCUCCCUGGACUGUGAGUCUUCGCAACAGGGAAGGGAAGCAUUUUUGUGGUGGGUCCCUUGUGCGCAGGAACUGGAUCAUCAGUAUGAAGCAGUGUUUUGCCUCCUGUUAUGCUGAGUUCAGGGGGUAUGAAGCCUGGAUGGGGACCAUUUUAAAAGAUCCCAGGUCUGAUGACCCAAACAAGCAAGCUAUCCCCAUCCGAAGGGCCGUGUGUGGACCAAAACAUUCGAACCUGAUCAUGUUGGAGUUAGAGAGACCUGCCACCUUGAACAGUCGGGUUGCUCUGAUCUGUCUACCCCCUCAGGGUUAUAUCGUUCCGGAAGGGACUAGCUGUGAGAUAGCAGGUUGGGGAGAGACCCAAGGUACAGGCCGUGAUGAUGUUCUGAAUAUCCUGGCGAUGCCAGUGAUAAGUAACAAAGUAUGUAAUCAGUACUACAGAGGUCGCCUGGCUGAGACAGAGAUCUGUGCUGGGACAGUUCUACGGGGAUAUGGAACAUGUGAGCGGGAUUAUGGUGGGCCUCUUGCUUGCUUUACCCACAGCUGCUGGGUGCUUGAGGGAGUCAUCAUUCCAGGGCGUGGAUGUGGCCGACAUAAUCACCCUGGCGUCUUUGUCCGAGUUGCAAUGUACGUGGACUGGAUUAAAAAAGUCAUAGAACUCUAGGCGCCAGCCUUUCAGUGGGAGAUUCAGCAUCUGAGAUACAAAUAUUUCCAAACUCCCAGCCCUGUUAACUUUGUAACAUCAUUUCUUCAUGGCUUUCAGAAUAAUCACCUUGAAACA
Hemiscyllium ocellatum (epaulette shark) is the source of this 2106-nucleotide messenger RNA. RefSeq names its product macrophage stimulating 1 (gene mst1). The coding region runs from base 91 to 1989 and encodes 632 amino acids. The transcript is spliced from 17 exons. Lineage: Eukaryota; Metazoa; Chordata; Chondrichthyes; Orectolobiformes; Hemiscylliidae. The record is from RefSeq and is a predicted model, not a curated record. Gene Ontology annotation, biological process: proteolysis. Gene Ontology annotation, molecular function: serine-type endopeptidase activity; signaling receptor binding.